This is a messenger RNA of Clarias gariepinus (North African catfish), 1663 nucleotides long. It is a transcript of the gene drd4b, whose product is annotated as dopamine receptor D4b. Gene Ontology annotation, cellular component: plasma membrane. Gene Ontology annotation, molecular function: dopamine neurotransmitter receptor activity, coupled via Gi/Go; G protein-coupled receptor activity. NCBI's taxonomy places the organism in Eukaryota, Metazoa, Chordata, Actinopteri, Siluriformes, Clariidae. The record is from RefSeq and is a predicted model, not a curated record. Gene Ontology annotation, biological process: adenylate cyclase-activating adrenergic receptor signaling pathway; adenylate cyclase-inhibiting dopamine receptor signaling pathway.
AUGCGGAUGCAGCGAAUUAAAGAAGGUUCACCUGCUGCGUGGGUGAAGAAGAAGACGCAGGAAAGUUGUUCAGGUUUCAGGAUGGAGAGCCUGAGGGAGCUGAACAGCACCGCACCGCCGCCGCCGCCGCACAGCAGCACCGAGCGCAACUUCCCUGCGCUCAUCUUCGGCAUUUCUCUCAUCGUAGUCAUCAUCUGCGGCAACGUCCUGGUCUGUCUGAGUGUUUACAGGGAAAAGGCUUUAAAGACCACGACCAAUUACUUCAUCGUGAGUCUGGCUGCGGCUGAUCUUCUGCUCGCCGUCUUGGUCUUGCCGCUGUUCGUUUACGCAGAGUUUCAGGGUGGCGUCUGGUCCUUGGACAUGGUUGUCUGUGAUGGGUUGAUGGCUAUGGAUGUGAUGCUUUGUACAGCCUCUAUUUUCAACCUUUGUGCAAUCAGCGUUGACAGAUUCAUUGCAGUGUCCGUGCCGUUGAACUACAACCGAAGACAUGUUGACCAGCGGCAAAUCAUCCUACUCUCAGGCACUUGGCUUCUUGCCCUAGCUGUUGCCUCACCUAUCAUUUUUGGCAUAAACAAUGUCCCAAACCGUGACCCGACGGUAUGCAAGCUGGAGGAUGACAACUAUGUUGUGUACUCUUCCGUGUGCUCUUUUUUCAUUCCCUGCCCUAUUAUGCUUCUGUUGUACUGUGGGAUGUUCCAUGGCCUCCGCCGCUGGGAGGAGGCCCGUAAGGCCAAGCUGAAGAAGAGCAUCCAAGCCUGCCGUAAGCUUCAGCACGCUGCUGCCGCUGCAGCUCUUCCACCACUGGCAGCUUUGCCAACUCCCAUGCCCGUGCUACCUCGUGUCAUUCAGCAAGACCUGGCACAGUGCAAUGUGGAUGAGCUGGAUGAGGACAUGCAGCCUAGCUGCCCCUUACCGCCGGAGUAUAGUAACAGCACUAUUCAGACUGUUGCCUACUCUGAGAUUCAGAACACAGCCCAAAGAAAGAAGAGGGCCAAGAUCAAUGGCAGGGAGCGGAAAGCCAUGAAGGUCUUACCUGUUGUUGUGGGUGCCUUCCUUUUCUGUUGGACUCCAUUCUUCGUAGUUCACACGACACGGGCCCUGUGUGAGACAUGUGAAAUCUCACACUACCUAAUGAGCACAGCGACAUGGCUGGGUUACGUGAACAGUGCGCUCAACCCCAUCAUCUACACCGUCUUCAACACUGAGUUCCGCAGGUUUUUCCAGAAGUUUCUACAUACCACCUGCUGUUUCUCAGCUCGCAGAAUGGAUGAAACUAUAAUGAUGCCAUGAACUAUUUGAAACAAUGGGCAUAUUGGAUUAUUUAAAAAAUAGCACACCUGUAUGCACAUUUACACCAGCCAUGAUGCUUUACACACUGGCCAUUUUAUCAGGUCCACCUACCAAUAAUAACUAUUAAUAACUAUUAUUAAUGUAUCUGAUGGUAUGCAAAAUUGGUCAGCUGCCCUUUACUCUGCCUAUAAAUAAUGUUCUUGGAGCAGCAGUGGUAAUAAUUUUGUGGUGGCAUUUCAUUGAUGCUGUAGAAGUAAAAACUCAGCUGAAAACUGUUCAUAUAAAAACUGUAAGAAUGGAGCAUGUGGACAAAGCAUCUGUUUAGUGUAAGUAAUCUUUAUUGUAUUACAUUCUGCAUUCUUCUUUUUCUAUA